CGGUGGAAAAAAUUACCGAUUGAAGAUUUGCAUUGUACACUGUGUGAAAAAUGCUGAAAUUUUGGGUUUUUCCGCGCAUUUGCAGAACUAUUUUCACUGAAGGUCAGUACAGAAAUCAUCUUUGCUCUCUGCCGAAGGCAAAUGUGUCGGGAAACUGGAGAAUCAUUCAGCACAGGAGCUUUUCCAGUGUGCGAACCAGAUAUAUAACUCCUUGGCAAUGGUUCUUAUUGGUCAUCCCUGCUUCCACCUUCAGCCUGGGUUGCUGGCAAGUGCAGCGGAAGAAGUGGAAAGAAGGUCUGAUAGCGGAAUUGGGUGAGAAAACUCAACUGCCGGCAAUUGAGCUGCCUGAAAAUCUGGAUGAACUGGAGAAUCUGGAGUAUCGUUCGGUGAUUGUCCGAGGGCAUUUUCUGCACGACAGGGAAAUCUUCAUGGGUCCGCGGAGUCUUAUUCAGCACGGCGACGGAACCACCAAGUCGAGCGUGUUCUCCAAGCAGGGAAACACCAGUGGUUAUCUCGUGGUGACUCCGCUGAAGCUCGAGGGGAGAGAGGAAAUCAUCCUCGUGAAUCGCGGCUGGGUGCCGAAGAAUCGCAUGAAAGCCUCAUCCAGAGCCGAAGGACAAGUCUCAGAAGCAGUGGAAUUGGUGGGAAUUGUGAGAUUAGGCGAAGCACGGCCACAAUUCACGCCGGAGAGCAAAGGAAAGCACUUCUUGUACCGUGAUUUGGCCAAAAUGUGCGCAAUCACGGGCGCAAGUCCGUAUUUUCUGGACGCUGUGGAAUCCUCAUCCCUCCCUGGAGGUCCAAUCGGUGGCCAGACGCGUGUCACCAUGAGAAAUGAGCAUCUCUCGUACAUUAUCACGUGGUUUGGCCUGUCAGGCGGCACGGCAUUUAUGUGGUAUCGACAGAUCUUCAGGAGAAAGGCUUUCUAGAGUCUCUCU
Phlebotomus argentipes is the source of this 935-nucleotide messenger RNA. RefSeq names its product SURF1-like protein (gene Surf1). Gene Ontology annotation, biological process: mitochondrial respiratory chain complex IV assembly. The transcript is spliced from 4 exons. NCBI's taxonomy places the organism in Eukaryota, Metazoa, Arthropoda, Insecta, Diptera, Psychodidae. Bases 51 to 926 code for a protein of 291 amino acids. Gene Ontology annotation, cellular component: mitochondrion; membrane. The record is from RefSeq and is a predicted model, not a curated record.